UCAUUUCGCACGUUAUCACUGUUACAGAAUAAUACCUAGAAUUCGGUCAAGAUUAUGAAUUAAGUUAUUGUAAAUAUAGGCUAAAAUGUUGCGAUACAGACAUGCAGUGCGACUUCUGCAGCGCCGAAAUUACUCAGCCGGAGCAGCUAGCAAUGGAAGUGGUUCACCCGGCGGCGACCAAUCCGGCGAAGAUGAUCGGCACCCAAUAAGACGAACCCUUCGUUUGCUUGGUAACGAUAUGCGCAAAGUCAAAGACUUCUUUGUGCCCAAGGAAACGGAAACCGAAGAGGAUCGCAUCCCCACACAGAGCAAGUUCCAGUUUACCGGGGAGAAGACAAGGGAUCCAACAGUGCCAGAUGAUUUCCAGACCCACUGCGAUGUGCUCGUAAUUGGCGGCGGAGGAGUAGGCAGCUCCAUCGCCUACUGGCUGAAGGAGAAGGCGCGCGAUGGCCUUAAUGUGGUGGUGGUGGAAAAGGAUGACACAUAUGCUCAAUCCGCCACUCGCGUUUCUGUGGGCGGUCUUUGCCAGCAGUUCUCCCUGCCCGAAAACAUCCAAAUGUCUCUCUUUGCCGCUGAAUUCUUGCGGGGCGCUAAGCAGCACUUUGGCCAGGAUGUGCCCCUCCAGUUCACACCCUAUGGCCACCUAAUGCUCGCCGGCGAAGAGCACGCCGAAAGCCUAAUGCGGUCCUCCCAGCUGCAAAACGAACUGGGUGCCCGAAACGAACUGCUCACAGAGGAUCGACUGGCAGCCCGAUUUCCGUGGCUGAACACCAAGGGCAUCGCCUUGGGCUGCCACGGAUUGGAAAAGGAGGGCUGGUUCAAUCCUUUGGCCCUGCUGAGCAAUCUACGGCGCUCUGCCAGCGGCUACGGAGCUCAUUUCCUUAGUGGCCAGGUGGUUGACUUUGAAUUCAAGUCUCAAACAGACAUAUCUGUGGUCGGAGAUGCCGGGUCCAACGAAGGAAACUACACGGGCCUGGACAAGGCGGUCAUCCAACUGCCUGAUGGCACGAGACGCACCUGCAAGUUUGCCCUGUGUGUGAUAGUAGCCGGCGUCAGUUCCGGGCAGGUGGCACGAUUGGCAAAGAUAGGAGUGGGUCCGGGAAUGCUGCAGGUUCCGCUGCCCAUCGAUGCACGCAAGCGGUACAUGUACGCCAUCAACUCGCAGGCUCAAAGUGCACCUGGAAUGUCGAUGCCCAUGACCAUUGAUCCCACGGGCAUCUUUAUUCGUAGAGAUGGUCUGGACGGCAAUUACAUAUGCGGACAUGAUUCCACUGAGGAGAACAAUGUCCCAGCGGCGGAUGCGCAGUUCUUUGAUCAGCACAUUAGACCCAAGCUGGCAGAACGAGUCCCCGCCCUUGGAGAGGCCCAAGUGCUAGAUAGCUGGACGGGCAGCUACGAUCAGAACGUCUACGACGAGAACGGCAUUUUGGGAGCCCAUCCGUACUACCACAAUCUGUAUAUAGCUACCGGGUUUAGCGGGCACGGAGUCCAGCAAUCCCUUGCCGUCGGUCGAGCCAUAUCCGAGCUGGUAAUGGAUGGCCAGUUCCGGACCAUCGAUCUCUCGCGUCUGAGCUUCGACAGGCUGAUUGUGGACCAACCCAUGUACGAGUUUAAUAAUGUGUUAAGCUAGGUUUCUUGAUGGUGCAUUAUAAACUAAA
Drosophila subpulchrella is the source of this 1658-nucleotide messenger RNA. It is a transcript of the gene l(2)37Bb, whose product is annotated as FAD-dependent oxidoreductase domain-containing protein 1. The transcript is spliced from 2 exons. The record is from RefSeq and is a predicted model, not a curated record. Lineage: Eukaryota; Metazoa; Arthropoda; Insecta; Diptera; Drosophilidae. Bases 86 to 1630 code for a protein of 514 amino acids. Gene Ontology annotation, molecular function: oxidoreductase activity. Gene Ontology annotation, cellular component: cytoplasm.